This is a messenger RNA of Punica granatum (pomegranate), 1735 nucleotides long. Lineage: Eukaryota; Viridiplantae; Streptophyta; Magnoliopsida; Myrtales; Lythraceae. The record is from RefSeq and is a predicted model, not a curated record.
AUAUAUAGGUGUCUGGGGUGCGAUCCUCCACUGAGAGCUGGGGCUGAGGUUCUCACAGCAGUUCCAUGCUUGACGACACUCGUUGCUGUUGUUCAUAAUUUGACGGCUUUUCGGGUCAUCAGAAAAUCUCGGGAUCACAGAAGCUCAGAGGCAUCCCACAGGAAUUCAUUUUCAGCCGGUCCAAAUGGUUCCGAGUCCUGAAGAUUGUGCCUCGAUGGAGAAUUCCAAGCCCAACGGAAAGUUUCAUCCUGGAUUCACCGUGAAGCAUAUCAGAGAGCCGGUGCUCGUUUCUCCAGCAGAGGACACAAAGAAGGGCCUCUACUUCCUUUCGAACCUUGACCAGAACCUCGCGGUCAUAAUCCGGACUAUCUACUGCUUCAGUGCUGAUAAGGAUGGCAAUGAAAACCGGCGGGACCCAGUAGAAGUCAUCAGGAAUGCCCUCGAGCGGGUCCUCAUCCACUACUACCCGCUCGCUGGGCGCCUCACCAUUAGCCCAGAGGGGAAGCUCAUGGUGGACUGCACCGGCGAAGGGGCGAUCUUCGUCGAGGCCGAGGCAGACUCUGUACUGGAAGACAUCGGGGACAUCACAAAACCCGAACCUGAGACACUCGGGAAGCUAGUCUAUGAUGUCCCCGGAGCCAAGAACAUACUGGAGGUUCCCCCUCUAGUUGCUCAGGUUACCAAGUUCAAGUGCGGUGGAUUCGUGCUUGGAUUGUGUAUGAAUCACUGCAUGUUUGAUGGGAUAGGGGCGAUGGAGUUUGUGAACUCGUGGGGCAAAACAGCCCGUGGCAUGCCCAUGACGACCAUGCCGUUCCUGGACCGUACUAUCCUUAGGUCCAGGGACCCGCCCAAGAUCGAGAAUCUCCACCAGGAAUUCACCGAAAUCGAUGAUUACAAGUCUGAUGCCAGCUGUGGCCUCUUCCAAGGGGAAGGGGAGACCCUGUAUCGGUCCUUCUGCUUCGACCCCGAUAAGCUGGAGAGGCUGAAAGCUAAAGCCACUGAAGACGGGGUUCUGGGAAAGUGCACAACCUUCGAGGCCCUAUCCGGCUUCGUCUGGCAGGCCCGAACAAAGGCCCUCAAUUUCCCCCCAGAGCACAGGGCGAAGCUCCUAUUCGCCGUGGAUGGGCGGGCCAAGUUUGAGCCUCCUCUUCCUAGAGGGUACUUCGGGAAUGGGAUCAUGCUUACCAACUCCAUCUGCCUGGCUGGGGAACUCCUCGAGGGCCCGCUCUCACACGCUAUCGGGCUUGUCCGUGCAGCUAUCAAGAUGGUUACUGAUGGGUACAUGAGAUCAGCAAUUGACUACUUUGAGGUGACACGGGCCCGACCUUCCCUGGCAAGCACGCUGUUGAUCACGACCUGGUCCAGGCUCUCGUUUCAUGGCGCUGAUUUCGGUUGGGGCCAGCCAGUGGUGUCAGGCCCUGUGGCUCUGCCCGAGAAGGAGGUCAUUCUGUUUCUCUCGCACGGGAAAGAGAGGAAGAGCAUCAAUGUGCUUCUCGGGCUACCAGCACCGGCCAUGGAGAUAUUCGAAGAAUUAAUGUUGCAGAUUUAAAAAGAAAACAAGACAGGAGUUGUGUUUGAUAUUUUGUCUGUUGAAUAUCCAUAUUAAUGAUUCUUUCUUUUUUUCUUUUUUCUUUUUUUGGGUUCAAAUGUUAAGUGUCCUGAAUUACGAGUCCGUCUCAUUUCAUUAAUGAAGAAAUUGAGGUGCGUGUGAUGUCCUUACGUAUUUCGUUGCAAA